Cuscuta campestris is the source of this 2993-nucleotide messenger RNA. NCBI's taxonomy places the organism in Eukaryota, Viridiplantae, Streptophyta, Magnoliopsida, Solanales, Convolvulaceae. The record is from the annotation of a GenBank genome assembly.
UCCGAAGCUUCGCGAUUAAGGCAGCCCCCCGUCUCCCCUCCCCGCUUGGCGGCGACCGCGAUUGAUUCUCCACCCCGUGUUGGCGGUGUUCCCGUCCGGUGAACGACGAGAGCAUUGCCGACGCCGACGAUGACCGCUCCGGCGAUGAUUCAGAGCCUAGUCUAUUUCCUAUCGGAGCACCCUUCGAUCAUCACCUUCCGCUGGAGCCACAGCCGAUUGUGGGGCAGCACGUGGUCCUUCGUCUUCGCCGCGAUCGCCGCGUACGUCGCUUCCUCCCUCCUCCUCCACCGCCUCCUCCUCCUCCUCUUCCGCAGCCGCCGCCCCCUCCCCCUCGGCCCCAUCCCCGCCCUCCACUCCCUCUCCAUGACCCUCAUCUCCCUCACCAUCUUCGCCGGCAUCCUCCUCUCCGCCGCCGCCGAGAUCCGCGACACCCGGUGGUUCUGGCGCCGCUCCCGGACCACCCCGUUCCAGUGGCUCCUCUGUUUCCCGAUCGGGACCCGGCCAUCGGGCCGGGUCUUCUUCUGGUCCUACGCCUUCUACCUCUCCCGAUUCCUCCACACCCUGGGGACAUUCUUCGCCAUCCUCCGGCGCCGGAGGCUCUCCCCGUUCCAGCUCCUCAACCACUCGAUCCCCAUUUUCAUGUCGUUCCUCUGGCUGGAGUUCUCCCAGUCCUUCCAAGUCCUCGCCAUCCUCCUCACCACGUCCAUCUACUCCGUCGUCUACGCCUACAGAUUCUGGACGGCGAUCGGCCUCCGGAGCGCGUGCUUCCCGUUCGUGGUGAACUGCCAGAUGGUGCUCCUGGGGUGCAACAUCCUCUGCCACAUCGGAGUCCUGUUGCUCCAUUUCAUCAAAGGCGGCUGCAACGGAAUCGGAGCUUGGGUCUUCAAUUCCGUCCUCAACGCCGCCAUUCUCUUGCUCUUCCUCAAUUUCUAUCUCAAGAUGCAUCUUCCCGAGAUCAGAAGAAACAAUGGCUGCGUGGCUGUCAAAGACAACAAGGCAGCCCUACAUCCGCAAGGCCACCGGCUGCGGCGAGCUAGCAACGCCACCGGCAAUUCCACUUCCGCCUUCGGCUACCUCUGCAACGGCGCUGCCCGGCGCUGCCCGGCCUACCUGACGUUCACAUCUCAGCCGCCAUACGACUCCGUUCCCUCCAUCUCCUCCCUUCUCGGGGCCGACCCAGAAAUUCUCUCCCGAAUCAAUUCCGUCCCUCCAAAUGCAACCUUCGGGAGUGACGAGGUGGUUCUUGUCCCCGUCACAUGUUCCUGUUCUGGUCGGAAUUACCAGGCCAGUGGAUCGUACGCGAUUAGGUUUGGGGAUACGUUUAUAGGCAUUGCCAAUACCGUUUUGCAAGGGCUGUCCACCUGUACGGCUCUCCUGUCUCAGAACAGUCGAAUCGCUCACACAAUGUUGUACGCUGGGGAGAGAGUUUUUGUUCCUUUGAGGUGUGCUUGUCCCACGAAGAACCAGAGCGACCAUGGCGUGAAGUACUUGUUGAGCUACGUGAUCCAAUCGGGACAGUACGUUUCCUUGAUCAGCAACAAGUUUGGGGUGGAUACAGGGGAAACCCUAGCGGCAAAUGGGCUGUCUUUUCAGGAUUCUACCAUAUACCCCAACACCACUCUGCUGGUCCCACUUCAUGACCAACCAUCCAGCAAACAGGUGGCGGCGCAGCCUCCACCGCAGCCCCCGCCGCCCCUUGUCCCUUCACCUAGUAAAAGCUCAAGCAAGACCUGGAUAUAUGCUGUGGCCGGUGUUCUUGGAGGAAUUUCUUGUUUGUCUGUUGUAGGCGCGCUUGUUUUCGUGUUUUGUCUCCGGAAACAGCGAGAGAAAACCGACCCGGAGUUGGUCUCAAGGGGUUUUGGAGCAGAGGAGAAGAAACUGGAAGAGCAAGGGGAGUUGAGCUACGCAAGUGUGUCUGAAUUGGUAAAAUCUGUCAAGAUGUACACCUUUGACGAGCUCAAAUCCGCGACUCAAAAUUUCAGUCAUAAUUCUUGGAUUCAAGGAUCCGUUUAUCGCGGCAAAAUCAAUGGAGACUUUGCGGCAAUCAAGAUGAUGAGCGGAGAUGUGCCCAAGGAAAUCAAUCUGUUGAGUAAACUCAACCAUUUCAAUCUCAUCGGUCUCUCAGGCGUAUGUUUCCACAACGGAGAAUGGUACCUAGUCUUUGAGUAUGCCGAAAACGGGCCAUUGAGUGAUAGGAUACACACAAAGUCCCCAGGAAAUGUACACUCUUUGACAUGGACACAGAGGAUACAAAUCGGGCUGGAUGUAGCCACAGGGCUGAACUACCUUCACAGCUACGCAACCCCUCCCCAUGUACACAAGAACGUGAACAGCAGUAAUAUUCUUCUGGACCGCGACAUGAGAGCCAAAAUCACAAACUUUGGGCUAUCGAGGUCAGCAGAGGGGCAAGAAGGGGAGUUUGCCUUGACGAGGCACAUAGUCGGGACGAAAGGGUACAUGGCACCAGAGUAUUUAGAGCACGGUUUGGUUUCCCCGAAGCUAGACGUGUACGCUUUUGGUGUUCUUAUAUUGGAAAUACUUACCGGGAAGGACAUUGCCACACUUCAAGAGGAAAAUGGGAAGGAGUGUUUGGCAGGUUUGAUGGAUCCAAGUCUGGGACAGAGGUACCCUGCAGAUAUUGCUGCAAGUUUGAUGGGAUUAGUUGAUGGUUGCGUACGAAAAGAUGCUUCGAGUCGCCCUGAUAUGGAUGAGAUUGUCCAGCAUUUUUCAAAAGCAAUGACUGCCACAAUGGUUUGGGCAUUGUCGUCCUCAACUACUUGAUGAUUUACCUAUGCAAGUAUGCAUUGUGUAUUGCAGUUAGUUUGAGUAAUGAGGAGUAUGCAUUGCUCAAUGAUUUGUAGAUCCACACAUGCCUCUAGAUGUAAAAUGGUACUUCCAUUAAUAUAUACUCCUCCGUCCUCUAAGAUCUUAUCGUUUUAACUUUUUGUGGUUUUCAUAGAGAGUUGAAAAAAAGAUAAAAGUUUACCAUAAUG